This is a messenger RNA of Symbiodinium necroappetens, 768 nucleotides long. The record is from the annotation of a GenBank genome assembly. Lineage: Eukaryota; Dinophyceae; Suessiales; Symbiodiniaceae.
AUGCUUCGCAUCAUCUUCGCAUUUAUCGGAAUUGCUGCCGCAGAGGCCUCGUGCAUCGGUGAGGCUUGCCCCUCUCGUGGAGAUGCUCUGCUCCAGCACCAACUGGCCCAUGAGAGGGUUCAGACCGGCGGCUAUGAGCUCGGAGGGGACAACACCCAAAGCUGCGGCUACCAGCGGGAUCGCAUCCACACCCCUACGGAAUGCAGGGACGCCGCAGCGGUUCUCGGCCUCCCCUAUGGCUACACCGGUUCGUACAGCGGAUGGCCACGAUACUGCUUCACCUACCGUGACCUGGUCUACUUCAACGAAGACGCAGUCAACUCUGCCAGCCGAAACGAUGCCCGUCUGGUCUGCGAGCGCGUGGAGCCCACGACAACCACAACGACCACCACCAUCCUCUACGACAACGUGGUGAGCUACGUGAUCGGCGCCCCAGGCUUCGAUUGUGCGGAAGGCCACGUGGUCGCCACGCACGCGGAGUGCGCCAGCAGUGAACUGAUCACCCAGACAGGGAUCCAUUUCUCAAACUGGGCUUCCACGAACCGAAUGCAGUUCGGCUGCUUGUAUUCCAGUAGUCUGCAUGCCCUGUUCUUCAACUACUUCGAGGGAGGCAGUGUCGACUACAACUACUCUCCAGUUUGCAAGACCGAAACGAAUCCCGUCGUUCGCCACUUCGACUUGGGCGACUUCGACACCAACUCGUGUCGCCAUGGGCAGCCAAUUGAUGACUCAGAGCUUUGCCGCGAGUCUGCUGCCUCUUUCGGCGAG